AGCUGAAUGACGUCAGAUUUCACUCAGAUGUCACCGUCCCUUGAUCGCGGCUGUCUGCUGAUAUACACAUACCCUCACGAUGGCCGUGUCAACACUUCCUCCCGCACCGAGGGAUCACGCACUUAGAGUUUUCAUCGAACAAAUCGCCGAUGAUAUGACAGAUAAAAACUUGGAGGAUAUUGUGUUUUACAUGAGAGGAUUCUUUGGUAUGAGGCGACGUGAUUUAGAUGGCAAACCAACUUCCCUGAGUCUCUUUAAACUACUCAUGGAAAAUGGUUACGUGAACGUCAAUAGCAUUAUGGUUCUGCAGAGCCUUUUGUGGCACAUUAAUAGGAAAGAUCUAUUCCAAAGAGCGGUAGAGUUUGCUGAAGAACAGGGGGAUGUGCUUUACGUGCAUACACCUAAUCCGAUCCCAGCAAAGGAUUGCAGAUAUGUGACGUUUCACGUCAAAGGGAAGGUCAACAGGAAAACAGUUGAAGAGUUACAGUCUAACGUCGCUAGAUGGCUUAAAGUGCCGUUAGAGUUUGUAUCGCUGGCAGGCGUGGAGGUUACAGACAGCUUUAACAUCAUUCUCAUGAUCCCCGAAUUAAGCACUGAAAUGUUGCGGAAACAUGUCCCUUUGAACAGCGAGUGGUUGAUGUCACAAGGAAUGGACACCUGCAAAAUAGAUGGGGAGGACAUUGAUCUAACAGACCUUCCAGGUAAAGGCGUUUCUAGCCCCCUUCCUAAAGAAAGCGAGGACCUGUCAUUACAAGAACUGAAACGACUAAUGGACGAAAAUAAAUUUUUGCAAAGCCGAGUGGAGACCUUACAAUAUGAGAGGCUCGCUCGUUACGAAAGUGGCGACCACCAGCCCACGAACGAUAGUGUUCACUCAUCCCUGGCGCCUGUUUGAGUUAUACAAUCUACAACCUGUGUCUCCGGCUUAAGUGAUGGGAAAUGAAAACCUCUGCACCAACCUUAAACAACCGCCUCUGUAAGAUACUAUGGUAACUACAUAUAUGGAUUAUAUAUACAUUUUUUCUUCUUUAUCUGGAAACAUAAUUUUCUCCAAUAUCAGUGUUGUCAUCCAAUCUUUUUUCUACUCCUUCUAAUAAUUAAUAGCAUAUUUGAUAUUGUCAUAGCAUUAUGGUG
This is a messenger RNA of Liolophura sinensis, 1134 nucleotides long. RefSeq lists its product as uncharacterized. Lineage: Eukaryota; Metazoa; Mollusca; Polyplacophora; Chitonida; Chitonidae. The record is from RefSeq and is a predicted model, not a curated record. Gene Ontology annotation, biological process: regulation of apoptotic process. The transcript is spliced from 6 exons. Bases 80 to 895 code for a protein of 271 amino acids. Gene Ontology annotation, molecular function: protein binding.